Molecule: messenger RNA, 4933 nt
Organism: Lindgomyces ingoldianus
Lineage: Eukaryota; Fungi; Ascomycota; Dothideomycetes; Pleosporales; Lindgomycetaceae
Exons: 4
Coding region: 6-4703 (1565 amino acids)
Cellular component (GO): cytoplasm; nucleus
Molecular function (GO): nicotinamide-nucleotide adenylyltransferase activity; ATP hydrolysis activity
Source: RefSeq, a predicted model, not a curated record
CAGAUAUGGCGUCACGGUUAGCAUCUUUACGCACUCUUCUCCCUGAACUGGACUCAGCCCUUCAGUCCUUCACCACCUCUCCGUCCAAAUUCCGCAUCGUGAGGACUGUCAACCCCACCGCGACACAGCCUAAAACCCUCUACAUCCUCGAUUCCUCCUUCAACCCGCCCUCAACCGCACAUCUCGCACUCGCAAAAUCUGCGAUAACACAGUGCGCUCCUUCGUACACGCGACCGCACCGUCUCCUCCUUCUUUUUAGUACACAUAAUGCCGAUAAAGCACCUAGUGCCGCGGACUUCCCACAGCGCCUUGCGUUGAUGACUAUUUUCGCAGAAGACCUGUCACGGCUGCUUCAUAGCUCAACAACAUCUUCUCCUGCAGAUAAUCUCGAGUCGCCAGCGAAUCUCUCCAUCGAUAUCGGCUUAACGAAAGAACCGUACUACACCGACAAAUCACUCGCCAUCACAUCCAGCAUCCCACCACCGUACCCAUCGAGUCCCGCACACGUGUAUCUGGUCGGAUAUGACACGCUAAUCCGUUUCUGCAAUCCGAAAUAUUACCCUAACUCCCACCCUCCACUUGCCGCACUCGCGCCGUUUUUCAACGCCGGACAUAAAUUGUGGGUUAAGCAGCGGCCGUAUGAUGAGCGUGACCAGAGCUCCAAGGAGUUUGGGACAGUAGAGGAGCAGAAGUCUUUUUUGGAGGGGUUGCGGGAGGGAGAGUUAGAGGAGGAGGGUUUUGAGAGGAGGUGGGCGGAUGGGAUUGAUAUGGUGGAGGCAGGAGGGGGCAUGGGGAUUAGCUCGACGAGGGUGAGGAGUGCGGCGAAGGAGGGGGACUGGAAGAGUGUGGGCAGGCUAUGUACGGAGGGGGUCGCGGCGUGGUACACAUGGCCCACUUCGGGAGCAGCCAAUAUCUCUGGGGGCGGGCUCUGCCGUGUCAAGGCGCAUGGUAGGUUCUCUGGGGAAGUGCCCGAGCAACUUCCUCGCCGACUCGAAAAGCGCAGGUCCAUAUACAAAGAUUGGUCUGAAUACGCUGCUGAACAGAGCAUCGCUCGCUCCGAGUCGUCUUCACCAGACCUCCCAGCCAUACGCAUAAGCGAAGUCACCCCGAAGAAGCCUCUGCUGCAGAAAGAAGCCGGUUCGUACGGCUCCCGCUUCACGAGCACCCGAUCUGAAGACUUCCAUGAACUGCGUCAGAUCUUCGAUAAUGCGAAGGACGAGGACUCGACAGAGAUUUCUCCUCCAAAGUACCGCUUUUCACGACCGUCGAUGCAUAGUCUACACAGUUUGCAUAAGAUCAAGAGCGUGCAUGCGUUAAUCAAGCGGAAGUUCUCAAAGGAUAUGCCGAGGAUGACCCCGAAUGUGCAUUUGAAGGAUACGGGGAAGAAGAAAGCUGAGCAGGUUGAAGAACCGGAUACAGUGGUGAAGGCACCGAGAGAUGCGCCGAAUUUGCAGCUCAAGAUUACGAAAGAGGAUCUGAGGAAGGACUUGUUCAGUGACAAGAAGCCGGAGGAGGGUGGGUAUGAUUCGGAUGCAGAGAUGUUGGAUGAUAUUGCAAGGAGGGUUGGGAAGAAGGCGCCCGGGAAGAGGACGAGUUUGCAUAGUAUUGAGUGGACGCCAUCGCCUGGAAGCAAACCCACUUCAACACGAGCGCGCAACAGCAUCGACCUAGGGCGUGACAGCCAUCCCUACCAGGUCAACCAACUCCAACCUGGGGGACCUACGACCCCAGCCCGGUUCACAAGUUCACCGAAUCUUCGGUUUGCCGGUACGAUGGAGCGAGAUCGAAGACUGAGACGCUCUCAUUCUGCCACUUCGACGGAGCUUCCUGCACCCUCACCACUUUCGCCUAUUCGGUUACCUAGCAUUCUGUCCCAGGACAGAGUUCCUUGGUCGGUUUCUAUGGCUGAGAGCCUUCGUCUCUCUCAAUUCCCAACUCCGCCUAGUUCUAAGCCGUCGAGGGCAACUUUGCGGCCUCAACCGUCGAAGUCAACGCUACCUGCGAAGCCGUCCAAAGCUUCCUUGGUCGCCAACAAGGCGACACAGUUCCCUAGUAAAGAGCCUAGUAAGGAAUCAAAAGCAUCUGAUCAAUCCGGAGAAUCGAAAGCCUUUAAUCUAGGACAAGGUCAGCCUGAACUGGACGUGCAUCUUCGGCAGCCUACAUCCAGUCAUGAAUCGAGCUCUAGCAAGGAAAUAACUGCUCCACCAAACAUUGACGACAAUAACAACCCCCGUGACAACGAAGAUGAAGAUAACAAUCCACGCCGCUCCGUCCAUCUCUACAGCAUGCGCAUCUCACACCAUCUGCGUUCGGGCUCCCUUCUCUCCUGGGACCAACUCGCUGAUGCUGACCCCAUGCCCACGCCGCCCCACCAACUCCUGAACCGCAAUGCCUCCGACAUAAGCCGAGCGUCUCAAUUACAGCGCACUCGACACAAUCGCACUUCGAGCUCUGGCUUCGCCAGCUCACGAGUCCCUGCUAAAUGGGGAAAGGUUCUCAAAUCUGAAGUCAACUCUGGGGUAGAACGUCAAUUCUGCGAUGAUAAGUCUUCCGUCUAUUCGAGCCGGCCACAGAGCCCGCCUGAUAGCUUUGGUGGCUCGAUGGGAAACUUAUCGUUGAGUGUCACACAUCUUGAUUCGUACAAGAAUACCAUGACGGACCUUGUGAAAGACGCCGGUCCGGAACACUAUCCCACUGAUAAUGAAGAAACUCCCAGGCCUACCUAUCGAUACGGUGUCUCGGAUCCUCAGGCUGGGACCAGUAUGACAGCAAAUGAUACCAUAUUGGAAACAAGCCGUCCUAUUUCGCUCGCUCGUAACAACAGCGUCGCGCUUACGAAGAAGUCCAAGUUCCGCGAAGAGUUCAGCCCUUCGCCCCCACGGAAGAAAACCCCUUCAUCAAUAUCACUUAUGCGGUUUCUUCGUCCACGGAAUAGCGUCCGAAGCCAAAGCGAAACAAUCCUCGACGCUCGACCCAGGGUCGACGGGCCAUUUGAGACUCCUCAUCUGACAUCGAGCCGCGAGCGUCGAUUAUCGCGUUCGAUGAUGAGUCUCCAGACCGAACAAGAAGCACUAGGAAAAGAUAAAGAGGCAAGCCCCAUGUGGGAACGCGCUCUAAAGUCCUACCAAGAAGAACGAAGUUCUAUGUUCCUCUCUGCCAACAAAGCUCUCGCCACGCAUGGAAGUCCAUUUCGGGAGCGCAGCUGCAGUAUAUCGCGACCAAAAUCCCUCGGCAGCGUACAGGAUCUCGCAAAAUCCUACCUGCACAAACCAAUUCACGACCUCCACACCUCCCCGAUCGCAGAAUCAGAGUCAGAAUCUCCAGGCGAAUCGCCGGGUGGUUUCGGGAGGGUUAUGAAGCGUAGGACUGCGAUGGUGCAAGCACAUUCUGGUGAUAUAUCCCCCGGCCAAGAAACUAAAAUCGCAUUCGAGAAUCAAGAUGAUACCCCUCCCACCAUUGGCGCUUGGGGACGCUAUCCUUCGCACACACGUCUCGAGCGCACAACCUCAGCUACCCAUCUCGACGCCGUGCAAACUCGUGACUUCGCGCUCGAAGCCGCGAUUCAAUUUGCCAUGGGCCCCAACUCUGACCCUCAGCCUAAUACCAAUCAUGGCCCCCUUUCUAACCAUGAUCCUGAUAACAUCGACAUCGACCCCAUAGCUCGCCCACCAAGCCCGCCAGGUCCUCACGGCAAGAAAAGGAAGAAAAGAAUCGGUAGCGCUAGUACAGGCGAUAGAAUGGCGAAGAGUAGGAGUAUGACAUUUGGGAAACAGUUUCUCAAGAAUUAUGCGCGGAUUUUUAGAAGUCAGUCAACGGAGUUUCAGAGACAUGGACAUGGGCAUCGGAGUAGUGUUACGGCGGGAGGGCUGUUGGAGUUUCCAGAACUGGAGAUUUUGCCGGAGGUUUGGGGAAGUGGUGGUGGGGAGGGAGGGGAUGAAGGAGAGGGAGCUGAGGGAGACGUUGAAGCUGAGAGAGAUGUUGAAGCUGAGGGAGAUGUUGAAGCUGAGGGAGGUGCUGGAGCUGCGGGAGGUGUUGGAGAUAGGGAGUUUUUGAUGGGGGAGAUGAGGGAUCGAGAUAUGGAUUUCAAUGUGAAGAAACGGAGUGCAGAGUCAUCGGCUGUACUCCGUUCACGCAAACCCUCCGACGAACAGGAACAGAACGAGCGGGCAGCCAUGCUCGACGGCACCACCAAUGCCAACGAUCGACGUUUCUCUGCCCCGCCUCCCGAUCGCGCGCGCGUCUGGUCCGUGUAUUAUGAAUCACUGAUCCCGGAAUUCCCGCGCGCGAGCACGGACUUUGAUAUCGAUGUCAAUGACUUUGGCCGCAUACGUCCUUCCUUCGACGCUAGACACCCAGCCUCCCGUCUCCAUUCUCAGACUCUUCCUGCAAGAUUGCGAAGUGGUGAGGUGAGGGCGGGGAGUAGGGCGGGUGUGUAUGGGAUUAGCAUGACUGGGACUAAGGCGUGUGCGGCAGUGGGGUUUGGGAAUGGGGGUGUGGGACUGAGCCAGAACCAGAACCAUAGCCAGGGUGAUGGCACUGGAGACGAAGACACCGAGUCACAAUCGUGCACCGAGGGAAAAAGCAUGGUGAGCGUACGACGCAGUACGAUGGAUUUGGUCAAUUUGUAUAAAGAGCAGGAGAAAGUGGAACGCGAGCGUGUGUUGAGUUUGGUUCGAUUUGGGAGUGUGAGGGCAGAGUGUUAGGUUUAGGGAACGUGGAUGGCAGUGGGUGUAGGUGGAUGGGGGUGUGAUUGGUAGGGAAACAGGGAGGAGAGGUAAGCGGGAUGUGUGUGCGGAGGGAUAAUGUAACGGAACGGGAUGCGACGGAACAGGACGCGACGGGAAAGUGGUAAGGGGAAAGGAGCACUGGAGUUAUCUUGUAUUGAUAUGAUCUGGAGGUUAUGAGGUAUGACGAUAUGACGGAUAGGACCUAG